Molecule: messenger RNA, 990 nt
Organism: Pipra filicauda (Wire-tailed manakin)
Lineage: Eukaryota; Metazoa; Chordata; Aves; Passeriformes; Pipridae
Gene: CUNH14orf180
Product: chromosome unknown C14orf180 homolog
Exons: 4
Coding region: 1-441 (146 amino acids)
Source: RefSeq, a predicted model, not a curated record
AUGUGGGACACUUCAUGGUGGCAUCCAGAGUACAUGUCCCAGAUAUGUCCAGUCCCACCUUCUGGUCCUAGUGCAGAGGAGCUGCGGGUAGAUGACAGUAGCUAUCCUCCUUCAAUACUGAGGAAAAGGCAACCUGUGGAUCAAGCUGUGGGGGAAAAGCGGAGAGUAGAGAGAAGGGUUCGAUUUCGUGAGCCAGAAGUCACUGAACACGCCAUUUCCUGCUGUGACUACGUAGUGGUAGAUGACAGGUCAUCAUCUGGAUUGCCUAUGCUCCUGUGGCUCUCAUUUUGUGCAGUGCUGAUCCUUGCUGUGAGUCUCUACUACACCAGCAUGAAGCAAGAUGUCAAAGUCCUGGAGGAAUUUCAAUCCCGACUUGUUAUCUUCUUUCUUCAUAUAAGACACGUUGCUCAGAGAUGUUGGACUUGGUUUGUGAAGCAGUAGCAAUGUCCUUCAGCCUGACACUGUUAAGCAGCAUGAGCCAGUGCAAAACUCCCAGUUUACUCCAGCCACAUGCAAGGAAACACAUGAUCAUCCACCUCAAAGAGCAAGAAAAUCACCCCUGUUGUGCAUCAUCCAGCAGCCACUUCUUUUUUCUUCUUUGUUUGUUUUUCCACAUCAAUGAACAGUCAUUACCAGUGCCUUGAGUUCUCACCAAACUCAUGCUCCAUCACCCUGAACAGCAAACAAGUAUCUCAGUUUUGUCCCCCAUAGUUUAUGAACUGCUGAUAUGAGGAGCAAAAGUAGAGAGAGAAACAGAUUGAUCUGUGCAGGCAGCAGCAAGCUCUGAGGAAAAAUCUCCUGAGUCUCAGGUCAAGGCUUUAGAUAUCAAAUCACCUUUCUCCUUAAGUCUCCUAAGAGCUAUUCUGCAAAAGUUAAAAUAAAGCAGAACUAUUGCACCAACACUUCUCUGGUGGCCAAAGGCUUGACAAGCUGCUAUAUUUACACACCUGAAAUGUUUAUUAGUAAAAUCCCAGCAAAUGGCUUUCUCGU